Messenger RNA from Cylicocyclus nassatus, 273 nucleotides. Lineage: Eukaryota; Metazoa; Nematoda; Chromadorea; Rhabditida; Strongylidae. The record is from the annotation of a GenBank genome assembly.
AUGUUGCGACUGCUCAUCAAACUUGUCGACGAGUUCGGCGUUACUGUAGUGAUAAUGAAUCAGGUAGUUGCCCAAGUUGAUGGAAGUGCAAUGUUCCAAAUGGAUGCUGAGAAAAGUAUAAGAAGAAACAUCAUUGUUCACAUGAGCACAACAAGGCUGGGUUGCGUAAAGGUCGAGGCGACACGAGGAUUUGCAAAUUAUGAAGUCCUAGCCUACCGAAUCAGAAGCAACCUUUGCCAUCACCACCAACGGGACAGAGAUGCUCCUGAAUGA